Messenger RNA from Drosophila montana, 685 nucleotides. RefSeq lists its product as uncharacterized. The coding region runs from base 1 to 633 and encodes 210 amino acids. NCBI's taxonomy places the organism in Eukaryota, Metazoa, Arthropoda, Insecta, Diptera, Drosophilidae. The record is from RefSeq and is a predicted model, not a curated record. The transcript has a single exon.
AUGGAAAAGGUGAAUAAUCAAGAGAUUGGAGCCACAGAUCCAUUGCCACAAAGCUCUUCGUCGGCUCACCAGCAGGCUUUGCCCAUCGAGUCCAAGAAGUCGAUCACCAUUCUACUGGACGCACGCGAAAAACACGAGCUGCCGCGCAAAACCCAGUCCGACAGCAGCUUCGAGCACAGUCACACCUCCCUGUUGAAUCCAGCGAAGCAAUUAGCGAGAAGUCCUCCAGACCCCGAUCUUACGCUGCCAGCAACGUGUUCGAGUACCCCGACGGCAGUAGGUUGCGUGAUGGCGGCAAGAUGCAAUAGCAGUGCCUGCACGAUUGGAAGCGCCGAGCUGAUGGUAACCGACUCGCAGUCCUCGGGCUAUACCACGGAGAGCAGCUACCAGACGGCCACGGCGGGCAGCAACUACAGCCUGAGCAGCACCUCCUACGUAAGCCAGCAGCGGCCCUAUCCGGGCAACUAUCUGCACGAAAUCCAUGUGGCCGUGGAAGCCAACGCAACGGAUGUACACGUCGAGGCUAUACGGAAUGACCUGCGCAACCUGCUCUGCAACGAGGUUGCGCUCAUCCACGAGGCAUCCGGCGGGAUGAGGCAAGCCAUAUAUCUAAUUGCCUAUCAGUACAUGUAGGGAGUGCGAUUGUUUUUCAAAUACAAUUCCUAAAUUUCUAGUCUCGCUUAAA